AUGGCUUUUGGAACCCUUUUCGCCAGCGAGGGCAACCCCCGCUCCAUCGCCAUCAAGGCCGUCGCCAAGGCCAAUGGCCUCGAUGUCAAGGUCACGACCGUCGACUUGUCUGUUGCUCGCACUCCUGAGCACCUGACUGGCAGCCCUAUCGGCCGCGUUCCUGCCUUCGUCGGCGAGGACGGCUUCACCCUCCACGAGGCUGUCGCCAUCGCCAUCUACUUCACCUCCCAGAACGAGAAGACCACUCUUCUCGGCAAGACCAAGCAGGAUUACGCUUCCAUCCUCAAGUGGAUGUCCUACUUCAACACCGAUCUCCUCAACGCCCUUGCCGGCCAGUACCUUCCCCUCCUCGGCCGUGCUACCUACAACAAGCAGGCUGUCAAUGACGCCGCUAAGGAGUCUGAGAAGACCGUUGCUGUCGUCGAGAAGUACCUCCUUGAGCACACCUACCUCGUUGGUGACCGUCUGACUCUCGCCGAUCUCUUCUCCGCUGGCAUCAUCAGCCGCGGCUUCGAGUUCUUCUACGACACCAAGUGGCGCCAGGCCCACCCUGCCACCACCCGUUGGUACGAGACCAUUGUCAACCAGCCCAUCUACUCCGACAUUGUCGGCAAGGUUCAGCUCAUUGACAAGGUUGCUCUCCCCAACGUUGCCCCUAAGAAGGCUGAGGCUCCCAAGGCCGCCCCCGCUGCUGCCGCUGUCCCUGCUGCUACUGAGGAUGCCCCUGCUCCCAAGCCCAAGCACCCUUGCGAGGCUCUUGGCAAGCCCAGCUUCGCCCUUGACGACUUCAAGCGCUAUUACUCCAACAACGAUACCCCCGUUGCCAUGAAGUACUUCUGGGAGACCGUUCCCUUCGAUGAGUUCUCCAUCUGGAAGGUUGACUACAAGUACAACGACGAGCUCACCCUCACCUUCAUGUCCAACAACCUGAUUGGUGGCUUCAACACCCGUCUCGAGGGCUCCCGCAAGUACGUCUUCGGUACCGCCUCCGUCUAUGGCCAGAACAACGACUCCGUCAUCCAGGGUGCUUUCGUCAUCCGUGGCCAGGACUUCGAGCCCGUUUUCGACGUCGCCCCCGACUACGAGAGCUACAGCUUCACCAAGCUGGACCCCAAGAAGGAAGAGGACCGCGCCUUUGUCGAGGCCAACUGGGGCUGGGAGAAGCCUGUCGUUGUCAACGGCAAGGAGUACCCCCACGCCGACGGCAAGGUCUUCAAAUAA
Messenger RNA from Akanthomyces muscarius, 1221 nucleotides. RefSeq lists its product as uncharacterized. Gene Ontology annotation, biological process: translational elongation. NCBI's taxonomy places the organism in Eukaryota, Fungi, Ascomycota, Sordariomycetes, Hypocreales, Cordycipitaceae. The record is from RefSeq and is a predicted model, not a curated record. The coding region runs from base 1 to 1221 and encodes 406 amino acids. The transcript is spliced from 3 exons. Gene Ontology annotation, molecular function: translation elongation factor activity. Gene Ontology annotation, cellular component: cytoplasm; nucleus.